This is a messenger RNA of Phodopus roborovskii (desert hamster), 5744 nucleotides long. RefSeq names its product prostaglandin F2 receptor inhibitor (gene Ptgfrn). The transcript is spliced from 9 exons. The record is from RefSeq and is a predicted model, not a curated record. NCBI's taxonomy places the organism in Eukaryota, Metazoa, Chordata, Mammalia, Rodentia, Cricetidae. The coding region runs from base 161 to 2800 and encodes 879 amino acids.
UCCGCGCCGGCGCUAGGCUCGCUCGGCCGGCAGGAAGAGCGGAGCAGGCGCGCGGCCCGGCGGAGCAGCCGACUCUGGAGCAGCCGGAGCUGGAGGAGGAGGAGGAGGAGCGGCGGCGGGGAAGGAGGAGGAGGCGGAGAGUCGCUCCCGCCGGCCGAGCAUGGGGCGCCCGGCGCCGAGGCCGCUGCUGCUGGCGCUCCUAUCGCUGGCUGUCUGUCGCGGGCGUGUGGUGAGAGUCCCUGCAGGCAGCCUGGUCCGGGUGGUGGGCACCGAGCUGGUGAUCCCCUGCAAUGUCAGCGACUAUGAUGGCCCCAUCGAGCAGAACUUUGACUGGAGCUUCUCAUCUUCGGGGAGCAGCUUUGUGGAGCUCGCCAGCACCUGGGAAGUGGGCUUCCCAGCACAGCUGUACCGGGAGCGGUUGCAGCGGGGCGACAUCCUGUUGAGGAGAACCGCCAAUGAUGCUGUGGAGCUACACAUAAAGAAUGUCCAGCCCUCAGACCAAGGCCACUACAAGUGCUCAACGCCGAGCACAGAUGCCACUGUCCAGGGCAACUAUGAGGAUACAGUGCAGGUUAAAGUGCUGGCAGAUGCCCUGGUGGUGGGCCCCAGCUCCCGGCCUCCUCCAGGCCUGAACCUGCGUGAGGGGGAGCCCUUUGAGCUGCGAUGUAUUGCAUCUACCAUGUCACCAUUGCAUACUCACCUGGCACUUCGGUGGGAACUACACCGUGGUCCAGUGCACCGCAGCAUCCUGGCCCUAAGCCACGAGGGCAGGUUUCACCCAGGCCCUGGCUAUGAGCAGCGCUACCAUAGUGGGGAUGUACGCCUGGACACCGUGGGCAGCGAUGCCUACCGCCUCUCCGUGGCCCGGGCACUCUCUGCGGACCAGGGUUCCUACAGGUGUGUGGUCAGCGAGUGGAUCACAGAGCAAGGCAGCUGGCAAGAAAUCCAAGAAAAGGCCGUGGAAGUGGCCACCGUGGUGAUCCAGCCGACAGCUCUGCAAUUGGCUGUGCCCAGGACUGUGUCUGUGACUGAAGGAAAGGACCUGGACCUUUCUUGCAAUAUCACAACAGACCGUGUGGAUGAUGUUCGACCCGAGGUGACAUGGUACUUCAAAAAGACACCUGAUGCCUCCUUGCUUGCCUCCCACAUGCUGGCUCGCCUGGACCGUGACUCCCUGGUACACAGUUCACCACACGUUGCUCUCAGCCAUGUGGAUACCCGUUCCUACCAUCUGCUGGUGCGAGAUGCUAGCAAAGAAAACUCUGGCUACUACCUUUGCCUUGUGGCCCUCUGGGCUCCUGGACAUAACAGGAGUUGGCACAAGGUGGCAGAGGCCAUGUCUGCCCCAUCCAGUGCAAGUGUGACCUGGCUAGAGCCAGAAUACCAAGUCUACCUGAAUGCUUCUAAGGUGCCCGGGUUUUCAGAUGACCCCACAGAACUGCAAUGUCGGGUGGUGGACACGAAGCGUGUGGAAGCCGGUGUCCGACUUACCGUGUCAUGGUACUACAGAAUGAACCGUCGCAGUGAUGAAGUGGUGGCCAGCGAGCUUCUUGCAGUCAUGGACGGGGACUGGACUCUAAGAUAUGGAGAGAGGAGCAAGCAGCGGGCCCAGAGCGGAGAGUUUAUUUUUUCUAAGGAGCACACAGACACAUUCAGUUUCCGGAUCCAAAGGACUACGGAGGAAGACAGGGGCAAUUAUUACUGUGUUGUGUCUGCCUGGACCAGGCAGAGAAACAACAGCUGGGUCAAAAGUAAGGACGUCUUCUCCAAGCCCGUCAACAUAUUCUGGGCCUCAGAAGAUUCUGUGCUUGUGGUGAGGGCACGGCAGCCAAAGCCCUUCUUUGCUGCAGGGAAUACAUUUGAGAUGACUUGCAAAGUGUCUUCCAAGAAUAUUAAGUCACCGCGCUACUCUGUUCUCAUCACGGCCGAGAAGCCUGUUGGGGACCUCACCAGUCCCAAUGAAACCAAGUACAUCAUCUCCCUGGACCAGGAUUCUGUGGUGAAGUUGGAGAACUGGACUGAUGCAUCACGGGUGGACGGCGUUGUGUUAGAGAAGGUUCAAGAGGAUGAGUUUCGAUACCGAAUGUACCAGACUCAGGUCUCCGAUGCAGGGCUAUACCGCUGCGUGGUGACAGCCUGGUCUCCUAUUGGGGGUAGCUUGUGGCGAGAAGCAGCGACUAGUCUCUCCAAUCCCAUUGAGAUUGACUUCCAAACCUCAGGUCCCAUAUUUAAUGUCUCUGUGCAUUCAGACACACCGUCAGUCACCCGGGGAGAUCUCAUCAAGUUGUUCUGUAUUGUCACUCUGGAAGGAGCAGUCCUGGACCCAGAUGACAUGGCCUUCGAUGUGUCCUGGUUUGCAGUACACUCCUUUGGCUUGGACAAGGAUCCCGUCCUCCUAUCCUCCCUGGACCGGAAGGGAGUCGUGACUACAGGCCAGAGGGACAGGAAGAGUACUCUCAGCCUGGAGCGAGUGAGCGCACUGGAAUUCUUGCUGCAAGUGCAUGGCUCUGAGGACCAGGACUUUGGCAACUACUACUGUUCUGUGACUCCGUGGGUGAGGUCACCCACAGGUUCCUGGCAGAGGGAGGCUGAGAUCCACUCCAGGCCCAUCUUUAUAACUGUGAAGAUGGAUGUGCUGAAUGCCUUCAAGUACCCGCUACUGAUCGGCGUGGGCCUGUCUACAGUCAUCGGACUCCUGUCCUGCCUCAUCGGGUACUGCAGUUCCCACUGGUGCUGUAAGAAGGAGGUGCGGGAGACUCGUCGGGAGCGCCGCAGGCUCAUGUCCAUGGAGAUGGAUUAAGCAGUGGAGCUGGCGGGGCAGAGGGACACUGUAGGAGUGGUGGGAGUGAGAAGAGGACCAGUGAUAUUUGAAGACAAAGUGUGUUACACUAAAACCAGUCCUCUCUAAUCUCAGGUGGGACCUGGCGCUCUCUCUUUUCUGCAUGUCAAGUUCUGAGCGCGGACAUGUUUACCAGCACACGGCUCUUCUUCCCACGGCACUUUCUGAUAUGUAACAAUCGAGUGUGUGUUUCCCCAGCUGCAGCUUUUUAAUGGUUAACCCUGGUCUAAUUAGUUUUCUCCUAGCGGUUUCUUGAGCCUCUGAUUUGUGUGUGUCAAUCACUUUUGAUGUGAGGGAUUGUGGUGAGGAAAGGUGAAGGUGCUCAGAGUUGGUCAUUGUGGGUGAGAGGGUACCUGCUCUCCUGAGAGCCAGCAAGGGGCUGGCAUCUGGACAGUUGCUACCUGCUACCCUCCAUGGUGGCCCAGAGCUGAUGAAGACCUGCGCCAAGGCAAGCUGUGGCUUGCCUACCCUGUGUUGACUACCCUGCCCAUCUAACUAUGUUAGAACCUAAACUCAGAGUCUAUGACUUCUUGAUCCAUAUGCCUCUUGUGUUUCCCCUUGUUCUCUGCCCCCUUCCAUUUUCGGGUUUAUUUCUGUGAGAGUGAGGAAAUGGCAGCCCUGGAGUCUAGAAUUUGGCUUUCCACCAAGCACCUUAUCUCGCCACCUUAGCCUUAAGAAUGAGUAUGAAGAAAAAUCCACCGCCACCUCUGUCCAGGGCAGAAGGUCUGUGAGCAAGAGGACACUAGAGACAAGGAAAGGAAUAGGUGCUCUCCCUCCCUGGUAGUUCUGAGGCCACUGUGCUCCAGGGACCCCAGGGAGAGUAGCACCAGAGGGCAUCUGAAUGUGCCCUGUCACUUCAUGAGAGGCACUGUUGCUGGUUGCCAUAGGACCUGCAAGGGAGCCACGGUGUGCUACAUCCUUCACUUGCCUCUGGAGCUCCUUCACACAGAAGCAGAUUGCUGCCUGCAAUACUGACUGACUUCAAGGAAUCAGAAAUUGCCUAGAGCAAGUGUGCACGUUCCAUGACCUUUUCAGUCCUUGAAGUCUUUUUAAGAUCCCUGCAGGGGGUAGUGAAGAGGUAUGUGUUUUGUGGAUGUUUGCCUUCCUAUUAGGAAUAUGUAGGGAACCCAGCAAUUUACUGUCAUGUGAAUGGCUUGUAAAAUAGGGUUGAGAGCAGCUGGCUCUGCCUGACUGGGCACAGCAGGAAUUAGGACAGUGUACAGAGACACCUUCCAGGUCCCCGGUGCCAGCUCCAUCAGAGCCUCAGCCACCCAAAGUCUCUCACUGCCCAGCACAGGCCUUCCACCAGCCUCCCCUGGGUGUCAAGGCUCACCACCAACUGGUACCCUCUUAUCCCUUUGGCUCUGAAGGAGUUAACACUAUUGUCUUCCAAAGUGUGUGUGAGGGAAGAGUCCUUUGUUUUGAGCAAUAAAGUAAUACAAGUAGAUGGCCAUUCACAUGCAGCUCUUUGUCAGCAAGGGCCAGCAUGAGCUGAGCCCCCUCCUUUGUGUUCACCACCCUGCUCCUGUGAUGAGGUCUGAGCUGGUGGGUCCAGCCCACAUAGGGUCCAAGUUUAAAGUCAGUAGCAAGAAGAGAGACAGCAGUUGCACCCCACCCAAGCAAGAGGCGGGGGGCUUGGAAGAUAUGGAUAUUUCUAUAUGUCACUUCCUUACUGCUAGUUCAAAGGUGGGGUACAGGUGUCUGUACAAACAGGAAUUAGAGGAGCAGAACCAGGUACUUCAUUAGUAGCAGCCUUUGAACCCUGCAGUUACUGAAGAAGAUUCAGGGCCAUUGUAGUGCAGCCUACCUUUCCCUUUCUCAACUGGUGUUGAGAUUUGAGCCUGAAUUGCUGAGGCUCUGGCCAUCCAUCAUCUACUGGCCAUGCCUAAACCCCCAAGCUGCUUAAGGCUGGGAGAGGGGCCAGAAACCCCAGGACCUAGUUCCUUUUGGGACUAUCAACAUUCUGGGAUGUAAGUCUUUUUAAGUGUGGUCAAACACUCUUAAUGUACCAAAUAGGGUUCCCCAUGAAGUGCUCAUCCUGAGCAUCCCCCUCUACCCCCCAGUACUGGUGUACAGAAGAGAAGGCUGAGCCAGGCCUUGGCAGGUAAAAUUGCACUUCUUAAAGAGAAACUUUAUAGAAGGUUAGGUUUUCUUCCCCUAAUUGCAAACCCCCCCUCCUCCCCCCCAAAGAGCCUAAGCUACAUUCAGAUUGAAGCCUAGAAAUUACUUUAAAUUGUUUACUUUAUGAUGUUUACACACACGAUUCACUUUUUUAAAAAAUAAGAAAAAUACAAACUCUGGCUUUUUAACAACUUUUCAAAUUUUUCAUGCAUGGGAUAUGCUGGCACCCUGACUCACCAGCUGGAUUAAAUCCUCAUUUAGAAAUGUCCCGAUGUGUGUGUCUUCCCCUCCCAGCCACACGGCUCCCUCCUGCCCAGACCUCUGUCUGUUUCUCUGGUGGCUUUUGCCUCCUGCUUUGCAGACUGCCUGCAGCCAUGAUUUUGUUACGGCAUCUAUGAGCCAAAGACUGCGCCCUUGGAGCAGGAACAAUAAGCAAUACUACAGACUCGCUACUUUCGGGGGAAAUGUUUUUUUUGUUUUUAGCUUCACUGAUGACAACAAGGAAGAAGGGAACUAGGGUUUAGGUAAGUUCUCCUCCGAUGUGUGACCAUUCUCAGUGACACACAUGUGUGCGGGUCACUAGGAGAACAAGGUUGGGUUUCUUUUCUAGAGUAUAACACGAGGAUCUGCAGACUUUUCCGUAGACAAGAGAAGGUCUUGUGUAUUUUUGUCCGUAUCCAAUGUUAUACAAACUAAUUGUGUUGUUUUAUACUGUGGCCACAAAUAUUAUGCAAUGCACCAUUUGUUUUUGUUUUUUAUUUCAUUAAAGGAAGUUUAAUUUAAA